GGCGCAGAUUAGCGCUCGGUGUCACGUGACUCCGACGCCUCGGUGGACUUGCCGGUGUCACCUUCCUCUCAUAACGCCUCCUCAGAGGGCUUGAAGAGGAGGACUCCGCGGGACGCCUGGAGGAACUCAGAGCGCGAGCCGGUUCCAGGGGUCAGAGGUCAUGAUCAACGUCUGGAUUAUUCUCGAUUAACGGAGAAUUGAGGCCUCGCGCUCCUAUAAUCUCUCCGGGAUCCGCGCCCCAGGGCCGGUGAUGAGCGCGAGUUUCCCCGGGUGGUUUCUGUGACGUCAUGCCGAGGUGUUGAUCAAGGUCACUACCGAGAGUCCUCAAGCGGAAGGAGAGGAGAGGAGAGGAGAGGUGAGCCGGUUACCAUGAGGCGCGCGCUGCUGAAGGAGGCGGCCAAGCGGUUCCCUUGGCUGGCCAACGUCACUCUCUACGGAGCGCUGUUCGCGGGCGGGGACCUCGCGCACCAGUUCAUCGCGCAGAAGGAGCAUAUGGACUGGAAGCACACGCGCAACGUGGCAAUCGUCGCGCUCACUUUCCACGGGAACUUUAACUACUGCUGGCUGCGCGCGCUGGAGCGACGCUUCCCCGGGAGGUCCACCGGUAUGCUCGUGCGCAAACUGCUGCUGGACCAGAGCUUCGCGUCGCCGUUGGCAACCAGUGUCUUCUACACCGGGGUGAGCUUUCUGGAGGGCAAAGAGGACGUGUUUGAGGACUGGAGGGAUAAGUUCUUCAACACGUGGAAGACAGGACUCCUGUACUGGCCCUUCAUGCAGUUCCUGAACUUCCUGCUGGUGCCGCUCCACCUGCGGACCGUCUUCAUGGGUGGAUGUGCCUUCCUGUGGGCCUGCUUCCUCUGCUUCUCCCGCCAGGACGGAGACGGCACCGCCGGGCUGGCCCUCGCCUUCCUGCUGCACCCGCGCCUCACCACCGCCACACCCCCACCCACACCCGAAACACCAGCCACAACACCACCAGCCAUACAGCCGCACCAACCUACAACCCCACCAGCAGACACGCAACACACCGACCGAGAGGAGGAGUGAAGAGGAGGGGAGAGGAUAGGAGAGAGGAGAGGAGAG
Messenger RNA from Gadus macrocephalus (Pacific cod), 1083 nucleotides. Its product is annotated as mpv17-like protein. Gene Ontology annotation, cellular component: cytoplasm; membrane. The record is from RefSeq and is a predicted model, not a curated record. Bases 370 to 1047 code for a protein of 225 amino acids. The transcript has 4 exons. NCBI's taxonomy places the organism in Eukaryota, Metazoa, Chordata, Actinopteri, Gadiformes, Gadidae.